CUCAGAGGCAAUGACACAAACAAAGCCAGGCUUUGAGGAGCAGCAGGGAGUUACAUGGCGUUACACGAGCACUCGGAGAUAAAGACUCUAAAAAGGCAUUUGUACUCUAUCUUCGGAAAGUCCACGCAGAGGCAGGAGCUGAAUUCUGGAGUACCGUUUAUUCAGCGGACAAUGGCUGUUAAUACGAAAACGCACUCGGGAAGAUAAUAAAACUGCAUCAGACAGCACAUACGGGGUAAAUCUGAUAACACACCACUUCCUCUUUGGGGAGGUGAAGAGAAAACGGUAGCAUUUUUCGCGCGUAAGUGUUUGACAUCAACACUGCUGGAAGCCACAGUCUCUGAAUUCUGCACUCUCUGCACCUGAAAGCUAUCACGAAAGAGCUCUGAUAAAUGACUCUACAGUGUCAUGAUGUCUUCCACGAAUGCCUCAGAUAUAGAGGUCAUCGAUUCCAAUUGUACGAAUGAAACUGCAGAUAAACAGUGGCAAGAGAGCAUGAAUACGCUCUACACCUACGUCUACCUGUUCAUCUUCAUCCCAGGCUUGAUAGGGAACAGCCUUGCUCUCUGGGUGCUGUGUCGCUUUAUAAGCAAGAAGACCAAAGCCAUCAUCUUCAUGAUCAACCUGGCCAUUGCUGACCUGGCGCAUGUCUUGUCCCUGCCGCUGCGCAUCUACUACUACAUCCACGGCACCUGGCCUUUUGGAAAGGGGCUGUGCUUGCUCUGCUUCUACCUGAAAUAUCUUAACAUGUACGCCAGCAUUGCCUUCCUGGUCUGCAUCAGUAUCCAACGGUGUGCCUUUCUGAUGCGCCCCUUCUGCGCCAGACAGUGGAUGCGGCGCUAUGAUGUUCGCAUUAGCGUAGCUGUGUGGUUGGUGGUUGGUUUAUGCUGCAGUCCGUUCAUCCUGAUGAGAAGCUCCUCGUCAAACACCAAUAAAACUGAAACCUGCUUCAAGGACUUGCCCACGCGGAAGCUGAACCUGGGAAAGGCAGUGGCCAUAAUGUCAUUCGCCGAGCUCCUGGGCUUCGUGGUCCCGCUGACCAUCAUCAUCUUAUGCUCCUACUUCAUCAUUCAAUCUUUGAAGCAGAGCUCGAGGCCGGGUAUUUCAGUCAACGACGUGAGAAAGGCCCUGCGCAUGGUCUUAGUGUGUACCGGCGUGUUCCUUUUCUGUUUCGCCCCCUACCAUAUCAACUUCUUAAUGUACAUGAUGGUUUCUCAGGGCCUCAUUACCCACUGUCCUUUGCAGCAGGCGGUUAACAAGUUCCAUCCAAUCUCACUGUGCAUUGCCAGCCUCAACUGCUGCCUGAAUCCACUCAUAUACUACUUCCUGACCACAGAGUUCCAGCAGCAGCUCAGUCGCCAGGGCAGCUCUAUAUUAAGAGGGCGGCUGAUGAGUAUGGAGAGCACCUCUUCGUAUAGAGAAGCGCUUCCCUGAUGGCCAUGGAGAGCUCUUCCUCCUACAGAAAAGCACUUCUUUGAGGAACAUAGCAAGGACCUCCUCCCAUAGAGAAACACUUCCCUGAUGAGCAUGAAGAGCACCUUUUUAUAUAGACAAGAACUUCCUGAUAAAGAGGUGGAGAAUGAUAAUGAUAAUGAGUCUUUAUUGGUCACAUCUACAGCGACCAAUACACAGUGAAAUUGUUUUCUUCGCAUACCCCAGUCUGUCAGGAAGCUGGGGUCAGAGCACAGGUCAGCCAUGAUACGGCGCCCCUGGAGCGGAGAGGGUUAAGGGCCUCGCUCAAGGGCCCAACAGUGGCAGCUUGGCAGUGCUGAGUCUUGAACGCCCGACCUUCCGAUCAGUAACCCAGAGCCUUCACUGCUACACAUUGCCCCACACUGAACACCUCCCUUAUAUAUAUAUAUAAAAAAAAAAGAGAUGGUGUCGAUUGAAGUACAACACAAAAGGAAAUAAGAGAAAACAUUAUUUGCAAUGAACAAUAAAACUAAAGAAAUACUGUGACUAGAUUAAGCGCAGAUAUUGACUAUUUAGUUGCUGAAAAGUAGGCGCACCAACAAACAAACACAUCAACCAACAAACAAAGUCUUGUGCAAGAACCGUACAGGGACUAAAUUGCAAAAUGCUUCACCAUAUCGUCAUACCGCGUCACGGUGCGUCACAGAGACAGGCGCAGGAAACCACAGGACCAAAGCCAGACAUGGUCGGAUUCAUCAGGUAGAUCAUACUGAAAAACAAUUCUGCUUUAAAAUGUACGGCUUUUAAGGACUUUCCCAUAUUCCAAUCCACUGCAUCCUUUAAAGGGCUCGAAAGACAAAUGGCAUCAACUGGCAACCCUGAUCAAAUGUGCCCUGAAUACUGCACGUGUAUAAACGAGCGUGCUGUAAAUAAGGACUUAUAGAAAGUAUACAUGCUUCCGAUAAUACAAAGCUGAAUAGAGUCAUACCUUGUGUCAUAAAAUCACCGACAGUAGUGAAUUGAAAUGGAAAUGUUUUCCGUGGAGUCACUUUGAUGUCGUGUUUAGUGUUUUGCUCGUGUAUUGAAAGGCGGUUUAAAAUGCACAAAGAUCUUCAUCUGAAAUGAUGGACCAAAACUGAAAUGUCUGUAAGCAUCAGUGUAAAUAAAAUCAAGCAGUGCAUCCAGA
This is a messenger RNA of Ictalurus punctatus (channel catfish), 2599 nucleotides long. It is a transcript of the gene p2ry10, whose product is annotated as P2Y receptor family member 10. The transcript has 3 exons. Gene Ontology annotation, biological process: positive regulation of Rho protein signal transduction; phospholipase C-activating G protein-coupled receptor signaling pathway. NCBI's taxonomy places the organism in Eukaryota, Metazoa, Chordata, Actinopteri, Siluriformes, Ictaluridae. The record is from RefSeq and is a predicted model, not a curated record. The coding region runs from base 409 to 1434 and encodes 341 amino acids. Gene Ontology annotation, cellular component: membrane. Gene Ontology annotation, molecular function: G protein-coupled receptor activity.